Messenger RNA from Kickxella alabastrina, 1806 nucleotides. RefSeq lists its product as uncharacterized. Lineage: Eukaryota; Fungi; Kickxellomycota; Kickxellomycetes; Kickxellales; Kickxellaceae. Gene Ontology annotation, cellular component: endoplasmic reticulum; endoplasmic reticulum membrane. The record is from RefSeq and is a predicted model, not a curated record. Gene Ontology annotation, biological process: protein folding in endoplasmic reticulum. The transcript is spliced from 3 exons. Bases 1 to 1629 code for a protein of 542 amino acids. Gene Ontology annotation, molecular function: FAD binding; thiol oxidase activity; protein-disulfide reductase activity.
AUGUCAAAAAAACGCUCGACAUCAACAUCAUCAACAUCAACGUCGACCGGUAAUGGCAAUGCCAUGCAAUGCCAAUGCAAUGGCAGCAAAACCGCCAAGCCCGCCAAGACCGACACAGCAUCGCCCGCCAGCAUUCCCGACCAAGGCGCAGCGCCAAGCAAAACACAAUGGCUCUGGACCGGCGUCCGCAUCGGCGCACUACUGGCCGCCGCGCUAACCGCCUACAUUGCGCGCGACCCCCCAAACGCCCUAGGCCUCUCGCCGCAGCCCACUGCAAAGCAGCCCAGCGCCAACGUCGGCUUCAUGGCCCAUGUGCUGCAGAAAUCCAAGGGCCAGAAUAUUUGCAAGCCUGAGGGCUACGUUAUGGACACGUACAGCGACUUUGACGGCAUCGAGGCAUUGAAUCGGAAGGUGUCGGGUCCGUUAAAGAGGCUUAUUCGCACAAAGUUUUUCCGCACGCUCAAGGUCGAGCUGUAUAAGCCGUGCCAGUUUUGGAAUUCGGAGGGCUCGUGUUUCCAGAGAGACUGUAUUGUGCAGCCCAUGGAUGAGUCCAAAGUGCCCAAGGCUUGGCGGGCCCAAAAAGUCGACCAGGCAAGCUUUGGCCCGUUUUUGGGCUCGUUUCCGCGCCAGCGGCCAGAGUACACUGAAAAGGACUUUGCCAUAGUCAACGACGAGACGUACGGCGAGGGCGUGUGGCUGGAUCUGGUCGACAAUCCCGAGCGAUUCACCGGAUACGCGGGCGCCGGCGCCAACGCAAUCUGGAUGAGCAUCUACCAGCACAACUGCUUUGGCGUUCCGCCCUAUCUGCAAGACACGGCCGGCGGCUGGGGCAGCCAACUGGUUAACGUCGACGGCAAGUCCAUGCCCUUUAUCCAGCCACCACGCAAGCGCCGCGACCUUGCUCCUUUCCUCGAGAGCCUCGCUGAGGAGGACCGCGGCGUCACGCUGCCAGCAGACAUUCCGCACGAGUACCGCAUGUUCUACCGCAUGGUUUCGGGCCUCCACGCCUCCAUCUCUGCGCAUAUCUGCGCUGACUACUUCAACUCGACCUCGGGCAAAUGGGAGCCCAACCUCAGCUGCUUUAUCUCUCGCAUCGGCGCCUUCCCGGACCGCCUGCAGAACAUUUACUUUAAUUUUGUGCUGCUCACCAGAGCAAUCCAGAAGAUGCACCCUUACUUGGCCGCUUACGACUACUCCACAGGAUCAAAAAAGGACGACGCGGCCGUCAAGCGGCUGCUGCCAAAAAUCCUCAACUCUGUCAAGAAGGCUGGUGUGCUCUUUGACGACAGCGAGCUGUUCCUCGGCGCCACCGGAGAAUUCCGCAACAUCUCACGCAUCAUGGACUGCACUGGGUGCGAAAAGUGCCGCCUAUGGGGGAAGACCCAGACGCUAGGCAUUGGCACAGCGAUGAAAGCGCUUUUCUCGUACCCGGACCGUGCUUUCAGUCGCAGCUUCACCUCACUGGACUUUAAGCGUAAUGAGAUUGUGGCGCUUAUCACCACGUACUUCCAGUUUUCCUGCAGUAUUGAGGGCAUUGAAAUGUUCCGUGCCAUGUACCAGAACUUUGUCACUGACUGGCAAGCUACCAAUGGCGGCCAGCAGGCCAAGAUCGAUUCGCCAUCAUCGUAAUCGCUCCCCCAGGAAAAGAAUGCUUUUUUGGUUUAAAAUAUAUCACGUGUAUUUUGACCUAAACCCUUGAUGCGAGUGAGCCGUGCUACUCUUCAAAUUGAAUUUUCAAUGUUGGCAAAAUUUUCAAGUAGAAUUUUUUAUUUAUUUUUUGUGAUUUGGAUCAAACUUUUAUACACC